AUGCCGGUACCGCUGCCGGUUCUGCUCCCGGGGCUGAUCCCGCUCCCGGCGCCGCGUGAGGGGCCGGACUACAACUCCCGGCGUGCACCGCGCGCGCCCUUGGGCUCCGUGAGGGGCCGGACUACAGCUCCCGGCGUGCACCGCGCGCGGGCAUUGCUGACCAUGCGCACUGUGAGGGGCCGGACUACAGCUCCCGGCGUGCACCGCGCGAGCAGCCCGCCAAGGGGAGCCACGGCAGGGUCCGCGCCGUCAAGGCCACGCCCCUCGCGCAGAGGCCACGCCCCCAAACAAAGCCCCGCCCCCUCGGCCGGUUGGCGGCGGCGGCACCGAACGGAACCGAGCGGAACCGAACGGAACCGAGCGGGACCGAGCGGGACGGGAGCGCCGCCCAGGCCCCGCCUCGGGCACGGCCGAACCUUCCCCGAGCAGCACCGACCCUCUUCGGGACAGCACCGAACCUUCCCUCAAACAGCACCGAGCCUUUCCGAGCGGCACCGAACUUUCCCGAACUGCACCGACCCUUCCCGGGCAGCACCGAGCCGUGUCCGGGCCGUUCCGGGCGGUGCCAGCGCUGACCGGACACCGCUGACCGCUGUCCCGACCUUGUGCCAGGCCGUGCCGGGCACCCGGAGCCGCUCCCGGUCCCUCCGGUGCCGUUCCCUGUCCGCGCCCGCGGUUCCCUCCCGGUCCCGUUCCCGGUCCCUUCGGUGCCGUUCCCUGCCCGCGCCCGCGGUUCGCUCCCGGUCCCUCCGUUCCCGCUCCCGCUCUCGGUCCCAUUCCCGGUCCGUCCGUUCCCGGUCCGUGCCCGCGCGUCGCUCCCGGUCCCUCCGUUCCAGCUCCCGCUCCCGGUCCCGCUCCUGGUCCCGUUCCCGGUCCCUCCGCUCCUAUUCUCGGUGCCGCUCCGGUUCCCGGUCCGUGCCCACGGUUCGGUGCCGGUCCCUCCGCUCCCGUUCCCGGUUCCGUUCCCGUUCCCGGUCCGUGCCCGCGGUUCGCUCCCGGUGCCGUUCCCGGUCCCGCUCCCCGUCUCGGUCGCGGUCCCUCCGCUCUCGGUCCCGUUCCCGCUCCCGGUCCGUGCCCGCCGUUCGCUCCCGGUCCCGCUCCCGUUACCGCUCUCUGUCCCGGUCCCGCUCCCGUUCCCUGUCCCGCUCCCGGUGCCGCUCCCGUUCCCUCCGUUCCCGUUCCCGUUCCCUGUCC
This is a messenger RNA of Oenanthe melanoleuca, 1194 nucleotides long. Its product is annotated as serine/arginine repetitive matrix protein 2-like. The record is from RefSeq and is a predicted model, not a curated record. The annotation marks the transcript as partial. The transcript has 2 exons. Lineage: Eukaryota; Metazoa; Chordata; Aves; Passeriformes; Muscicapidae.